GUCUGUGCUCUUCCUGGAUGUUUCAGAAAACCAGAGAAAUGUUCCACUCUGAAAACAAAGGACUGGUCCUGGGCAUCAUGGCAGGGGCUGCUGCUGCAAUAAGUUUCUUCCUGAUUUGGUAUCACAAGGUCCGAAAACCUUGGGCAUCUAUACAUUUGCCUGCGUUUCUGGAUUUCUACAACGGGUUUCAUUUUGUGGGCUUACAGAAUGAAACUCACAGUGAAUCGGGAACCGUAAUGACCUUACAUGGAAGACAGCUACAGGUGCUGGAGAAAUUGAAUGACCUAGUAAUUAGUGUGGAAGAAUUGAAGAGAGAGAUAAAGUUUCUUAAAGAAGCUAUUCCAAAAUUGGAAAAACUUGUUCGAGAUGAACUCCAAGGGAAGGCCAAUGCUCACAGAAUUAGCCCUUCACACAGAGCAACAAAAAAGAGAAAAGCAGAGACAGCUCCUGGUAUACCAGACAAUACGAGCUCUGAGGCAGAAAGUGAAGGAGGUUAUAUUACAGCUCACACUGACACUGAAGGAGAAUCUGAAGAAGAAAAGGGAGGUGUUAUUUCAUCUGGAGCCACUGUUGUGAGAUCAGAAGAAGAAACAAAAUUAGCAAAUCUUCUACAGAAUGUGGACCAUUUGCAUUGUGGUUCAGUUGAUGAUAAAAAGAAGAGCUUCAGGUUGUUACUUGAGAAAAAGGAACAGUAUGGGAACCAUGCAAGGUUUCUUUGGAGACUGGCACGAGCUUACGGGGAUAUGUUCGAGAUGACUACUGAUGUUGAAGAAAAGAAGCAAUAUGUUGCAAAUGGAAAGAUUAGUGCUGGAAAAGCUAUUCAGUUGGAUGCCAUGAGUGCUGAAAGUCACCAGUGGUUUGCAGUUAUGUGUGGCUAUAUGUCUGAAUUUGAAAGUAUGCAGAACAAAAUCAAGAAUGGUUAUCUCUUUAAGGAACAUCUGGACAAAGCAAUCGAACUUAAGCCUCAAGAUCCCUUUUUAUAUUACCUAAAUGGAAGGUGGUGCUAUUCCGUAUCUCAGUUGUCUUGGAUUGAGAAAAAAGUAGCUGCAGCUCUUUUUGGAACUCCACCAACUUCAACAAUAGAGGAAGCCUUGCAGAAUUUCUUAAAGGCUGAAGAAAUGCAUCCUGGAUAUUCCAAAUAUAAUUAUGUCUAUUUGGCAAAGUGCUAUAACAAACUUGGCCAGAAAAGCAAUGCACUGAAGUACUGUGAUUCUGCACUGUCAGUUUUAUCAGUUACCAAUGAGGAUAGAGAGGCCCAGAAAGAUUUAGAAACUUUACUUCUGACACUGAAGCCAUGAUUAAAAGCACUUUUAAGUUUUCCUACUGUGAAGGUACUGUAGAAGAUCAAUGAGAAACUAGUCACAGGAGACUUUCAAAACUUGUUGAAGCCAUGGAAUAACACUCAUUGAUUUCAGUGGGAUAUGGUUCAGGUCUUUAAGCAGUUAGGAUAUGCAAAUAAUGUUUUCCAACUUUUUGAAUCAUAGCUUUAUUUUUAAUUUUUGGAUCUAAGAUUUGUUUUAAAUGGUUGUUGCUGGAAGUUUAUUUUUCUUACCAUGAAGUCCACUGCUGGCAAUGGACAGACACCGCAGAGGCUAGAAUACAAAAUGCAUUAAUCUGUGUUCUUUGAAGGAUCAGUUAAUCUGCAGCAUUAGCACAGGAUUGUGUGCAGCAUUAGCUGCUUUGUUUUUACAUUAAAUUAUAUUCUUGUCAACUGAUCUGUAUAAAUAUUUGUGAAUGUAAAUAAUGAAACAUAUUGUUAUAUGUGUGUUCCUCUGCUUUUACUCACAAAAAUAUGUAAUCUUAAUGAAAUUAAGGAAAAAACUAGUCCUAAAAAAUAUUUUUUACAUUUAACCUAUUGGUGGCUUUACCUGGAAAUGUGAAAAAAUUACAAAUCAGGUAUUACAUUUGUAUAUUAUGUUACUUGAAACCUCUGCCAGUAAAAUAUUAAAACCAGACGAGUGAACUGAAGCAUUUUGGCUAAAUCUGUUACAAUUUUGACUUGUCAGUCUGGAAAAAAAGAAGUUUGAGGCCUCUCAGGUAUAUGAAUCCUGGGCAAGUCUCUUUACCUUCUUAGGGUGGUGUCAGAUGGUCUUUUGCAACCCUUCUUACAACUAUUAUAGAUCUUUUAUGUGAGCUCUGUCUAACUUUGGUGCAGUGCUAGGGGAUGAAUGUGAGAAGUGAUCAAGGGAAGUGAUUCUUCUGUUCUGUUUAGUACUGGUGAGGCCUCAUUUGAAGUAGUGAUUAUGAAUGAGAGUGGUUAAGCAGAGCAUUGGAACAAGAUACUCAGAGAAAUUACAGAUUGUGCACCCUUUGAAACUUUCAAAAGCAGUUUGGAAAGACACGUGGCUGGGAUGGUUUAGUCAGAGACGAUCCUGCUUUGAGCAGGGGACUGAACUAUGAGAUCCCUUCCAGCCUUACUUUCCUAUAUGAUGCCUAUAUAUAGCCCUGGGGCCAUGCACCAUGCAGGCUGCAUAAACAAUCCCCCACUCCCAGCACGUGGCCCCCCCAUGCAGCCUAGGCAAUAGCACACUGUUCCCCUGCUCCCCCCGCACAUUGCCCCCCACAGCAUCCAACACAUGGCAGCAAAAGGGUUGGCCACUGGGCCCCAUGAGCCGCAUAUUAAAUGCAAGCCUCCAGUUGGACAGUCCUGUUUUAUUUCAUGUAUCAAACCAAGCGUUUAUGGAAGAGCAGAUAUCUCAGACUUGUGUUCAUUUGGAAACUGAAUCAAGGCUCACUGAAGUUAGUAGAUUCCAAAUGUGUUCAAAAAAGCUUUAGAUCAGUUUAAUCUGAAUUAAAGUAUAUAACCAGAACAAAGAAACAGUUUUUAUAAAUGUUAAUUGAAACAAGAUAGGUGAAUGUAUAAAUCUUCUUGAAUCCUUUGUUUGGUUGGAAAAUGAGGUAAUGAGUACCAAUUGACUAAUAACAAAAGAGUCUAGAACUCUAUUGCUUUUAAAACCAAUGGCAUACCCCACUCUGUUUCUGAAGUCUGUGGUAUUGCAUAUACAACUGCUGUGAUUUUGGCCCUCAGUUUAGGACUGAAUCCAGACCACACACCAGACUCACUAGUGCAGAACAUUUACUAUCAUGUCACAAAACCAGCCCUCUAGAGAGUUUAGAAAUGCGCAUUACCGCUACCUUCAACAACUUGGCUUAUUUUGUCAUGCAUGUGGAUUAAAUCUGUUCUUUAAAUUAAAACCAUUUCUUAUGAAAUUUUCACUUAAAAUUACAUUACCAAACUUCUUCAGAGCAGCUUUUCUAAACUAAAUCACUGUGCUGUUUUAAUUUUUUCACCAAUAUUAUUUGUCUGUAUGUAGGAAAAAAGGGUUUCAAAACUACCGUUGAAUACAGCUCAUUUAAGUAAUUGCUUGUGAACUAUGAACUAUGGAAGUCCUUUGCACAUCAUUUUAUUAAACAGUAAUUUCCUCCUUAAUAAAUUCAGAAGUGUUCUCUCA
This is a messenger RNA of Gavialis gangeticus (Gharial), 3452 nucleotides long. It is a transcript of the gene RMDN2, whose product is annotated as regulator of microtubule dynamics 2. The transcript has 11 exons. Gene Ontology annotation, cellular component: spindle microtubule; cytoplasm; mitotic spindle pole. Bases 18 to 1298 code for a protein of 426 amino acids. The record is from RefSeq and is a predicted model, not a curated record. Lineage: Eukaryota; Metazoa; Chordata; Crocodylia; Gavialidae. Gene Ontology annotation, molecular function: microtubule binding.